Molecule: messenger RNA, 1144 nt
Organism: Micropterus salmoides (largemouth bass)
Lineage: Eukaryota; Metazoa; Chordata; Actinopteri; Centrarchiformes; Centrarchidae
Product: glutathione S-transferase omega-1-like
Exons: 6
Coding region: 126-845 (239 amino acids)
Biological process (GO): glutathione metabolic process
Cellular component (GO): cytoplasm
Molecular function (GO): glutathione transferase activity; glutathione dehydrogenase (ascorbate) activity
Source: RefSeq, a predicted model, not a curated record
CCGGAAGUACAAAUUGUGUAUAAGUAUUCCCUUUUUUUAUAUAUUCGUAUCAAUUGAAUUAGGGCGUUGCGUUGUUCACCUCUUCGUUUAGUGCAAAGGACAUUUUCACCACCUGAAGAGUAAACAUGUCGACUGAAAAGUCUUUCGCCAAAGGAAGUGCUGCACCCGGUCCAGUGCCCAAAGGCCGCAUCAGACUUUACAGCAUGAGAUUCUGCCCUUUCGCCCAGAGAGCCAGAUUAGUGCUGAAUGCCAAAGGGAUCAAGUAUGACACCAUCAAUAUCAACCUGUCAGACAAGCCUGAUUGGUACCUUCAGAGGAAUCCCCUUGGUCUUGUCCCAACGCUGGAGACACCUGCUGGUGAGGUGAUAUAUGAGUCUCCCAUCACCUGUGAAUACCUGGAUGAAGUUUACCCUGAGAAGAAGCUGCUUCCUUCCUCUCCUUUUGCUAAAGCUCAACAAAAGAUGAUGCUGGAGAAUUACUCCAAGGUAGUACCAUACUUCUACAAGAUCCCAUCAGCGAGAAACAAUGGCGAGGAUGUCUCAGGACUGGAAGCUGAACUGAAAGAGAAGUUUGCCAAAUUAAAUGAGGAUCUGGUUAAUAAGAAGACCAAGUUCUUCGGUGGUGAUUCCAUCACAAUGAUCGACUACAUGAUGUGGCCGUGGUUUGAGAGGCUGGACGUCUUUGAACUGAAACACUGCCUUGAUGGCACACCUGAGCUGAAGAAGUGGACAGAGCGCAUGUUGGAGGACCCGGCUGUCAAAGCCACUAUGCACAGUGUGGACACCUACAAGGCCUUCUACAAGAGUUACGUUGCGGGCAAACCCAACUAUGACUACGGCCUGUAGAAAAUAAGAGAUCAAAACUCUUAAACUGUCAAACUUGUUUGGUUUUGGUCUUGGUUAGUCUGUUUCUAACUUUAAUGUAGCAGGAAACAAUUCUGUUGCAAAUACCAUUUACAGGUUAAGGUAAAGAGGGUAUAUGUGUUUUAAUGGUGGUUAAUAACCUAUGUUGUGAUUUUUCUAUACUUAUUUUGGGGGAAAUAUGAAAUCAUGAUAAUGGAUAAAUGACGUAAAUAUGACUCGAGGUGUUUUCUGUGAUCCAUUUCAAAGUGCUGCACUUUUUCUAAUAAAAAUGAUCGCUCUAA